Messenger RNA from Apis cerana (Asiatic honeybee), 4429 nucleotides. It is a transcript of the gene BtbVII, whose product is annotated as BTB-protein-VII. Gene Ontology annotation, biological process: regulation of transcription by RNA polymerase II. Gene Ontology annotation, molecular function: DNA binding; protein binding. Lineage: Eukaryota; Metazoa; Arthropoda; Insecta; Hymenoptera; Apidae. Gene Ontology annotation, cellular component: nucleus. The record is from RefSeq and is a predicted model, not a curated record.
AUGACGAUGCAACAAUUCUGUUUACGAUGGAACAAUCAUCAACCAAAUUUCAUUUCGGUGUUUUCAAAUUUGUUAAAUAAUGAGACUUUGGUGGAUGUGACAUUAGCUGCUGAAGGCAGGCAUCUUCAAGCACACAAAGUUGUUUUAUCUGCAUGUAGUACAUAUUUCCAGUCAUUGUUUACUGUGAAUCCAUGUCAACAUCCCAUUGUGAUAUUAAAGGAUGUAAAAUUCUCAGAUUUGAAAAUUAUGGUUGAUUUUAUGUACUAUGGUGAAGUAAAUAUAUCACAAGAUCAAUUACCGUCAAUUAUCAAGACUGCAGAGAGUUUGAAAAUAAAAGGACUUGCAGAAAUGCACAGUGCUUCUUUAACAAAAUGGCCAAGUGGUAGUGAACCUGGAGGAGGAGAUCGUGGAGAAUCUUGUUCACCUAGUCCUUCUCCAUUGUCACCGUCCUUUCGUAGAAAGAGAUUAAGAAAAUCAUCAACAGGGUCAACAUCUGGAUCUGGUGAUAAACCAGAAGAAAUGAAUGAAAUCACUUUAGUUGCUACCAAUAUUGUAAAACCAGAACCGCUAAUAGUUUCACAAGAAAAUAAUGAAAAUGUAAGAAGACCUGUUAAUACGAAUACUGAAUCUCAAGGAAGCAUUGAUGAGGAUCAAAUUUCAAUUAUGAGUAAUAUGGAGAAUAGUUCAACAACAACACCAGCACAAAGUGAUGGUUCGAUACAAGAUGUAAGUCAACAAUCAGGAGGAAAUGUACCCCAAAGUUCAGUUCCUUCACAACAACCUCCUGCACAUCAAGGAUUGCAAUGGACUAUUAUGGAGCAUACAUAUCCACGUUUCGCUCUGUCUUCGUGUCAAACGAAUCUGUCGAUCCAAGCAUCAUCAGCUUUUACCACGCCCGAAAUAACAGCUUCUUCGACCAUCAGCGAUCAGUAUUCUGGUACCAGCACAACUGGUUCCAGUUGCGCCCUGACGAAUUAUCCGAAUUCCUCGCAUGGGACAUUGCAGCACACAUCGUCGAGCGGCCCUUCACCGUCGACACAGUGCCCGAGUAACUGCCAGAGCCCAUGCGCCAGUCCACAAACCGCAAUAAAGAGAAAACGAUCAACAAAUCCACAAGCAGAUGAGAACUUUAUCAGGGCGUUAGAUGCCGUACGGUACGGUGGCAUAGGUUUCUGUAAAGCGGCUAGGAUGUUCGGUGUAAAUAAUCGAACACUUUGGUUGGAAUACAAAAAGCGCGGUUAUCCGAAUAAUCGACCCAGUUUGAAAUCGAGAGUUAAGCAAGAAGUGAAUUCCUCACCGCCACCAGCUCAGGCAGCGCAGCCGGUUAAUUCGCAGAGUCCUACGCCAAUGGGUCCCCCCACUACUCCACAUAGUACACACAAUACCCAUAGCACGCAUACCAUGCUGACCACUCAUAGUCCUCAUACGAUGUUAAGCGGUUAUAUCGAUAGCAGACAUACGGAUUACGCAUUGCCAAGCACUACAAUGCCAAUCAAUUUACACGGUGUUAAUUACAAUGCGAUGUGAGCUAUUGGUCAUGAUAUAAUGCUAUCACUGAUUUGUAUAGACGAGCUUGAAAAUUAGAUCUUUCAUAAAAUAAAGAUUACAUCGGCAAUAUUUAUCAAAAGUGAACAAAAAAUUCUAAUGAUAAAUGACAAAACGAAAAAAAAGAAAACAUACGAUUUUAGGUACCUUCUUUGCCUAAUUUGUAUGUAAUCAUAAAAAAUUUGCAGAUUAACAUAAAGAUUUCGAUAAAAUGGAAAAAUUAGUACACAAUACUUUAUACUCUACAGAUUUUUUACAUUAGAGUACACGUAUAUAACGAAAAAUGAAAUUGCUGUACUACUGGAGCUCGUUGACUUUUCAUUCUUAAUGAUCAUUAUAAAGGUAUAAACAACAAUUUUUUUUCUUUUAUUCUUUAAAGAAAAAAUGGAAGCAAAAUCGACAUUGUUUCAAAAGAGUUAAUAUUUUAAUAAAUUUUUUAUUAAGUAUUUAUUAAAAUUAAUUAAAAUUUAAAUUAUGAGUGAACGAGUUCAAAGUGGAUGACAACAAAUUUUUAUUAAUGGCAUUGUCCAACACUGAAAGUUUUGACAACAAGUAGAAUAAAUUUUUAGACAGGUUCCUUUAGUUUAUAAUGAUAUGAUUUGAAAUUUACGAAUUAUAUACGAUGUGAUAGAGUGUGAACGGCCAUUCACUCAACACAUAUAAAUAUAAUAGAGUCUCAUUAACAGUCGUAAAGUCACUAUGCGACAGUUAUCAAGGCAUUAUUAUAUUUGCUUGUUUGUAACUUGAGAUAUUUAUAGACGUAUUAUUGAAGAUCUUUUAAUUUAAUGUUUUUAUUGUUCUAAAUAUUAACUUUGGAUGAAUAUCGAUAUAAUCUAAAGUUGGUGGAAUAACGCGUAUACGUUUAUUCGUGGCGUUAAAAAAUGUGGCGUAUAAUGAAUCUAUUUCACAUUUAGUCUGUACCAUACCGCGCGAAUUUUUUAGUAAAUAAAAUAAUAAUAGGAAAUGUAAUUCGAAAAUAUCACAUAUAUUUACACAUACACAAAACGUACGUACAUACAUCGCAGUUAAUACAUUUUAUAGAAUUAACUACUUAAUUUAUGAGUGACAAAGUAAAAUACAAUACAUCGUCAAUACAUGUAUUACAAUUAAUUUGAUAUUGUUGAAAAAGGAAUAUUCGACAACAAAUGUGAUAUCUAAGAUAAUUAUCUGUGAGAAAAAUUUUGUAAAAAUAUUUUUUUUUUAACGAAUAUGGUAACUUUCGCGAAAAUAUAUGUUUCAAAAAGUUUGUUUGAAAUUUUCAAUAAUUUUUUCAUGAGAAAUUCCACUAUAAUAGGAGCUUCCACUAUAUAGCUGUUUCAUAAAAUAGGAACAUUAUUGUAAAUCAGUUUAUAGAUAAGAGAAUGAAAAAAGAUUCAGUUAGUGAAUUUUAAUAUAUAAAUAAUGGAAACAGUUCAUCAUACUUAAAAAGUAUAUAUAAAAUGUUUACAAUUCAAACAAUUUCUUUUAUUUUUACGAUAUAUUAAAUUUGAUAUUUUAUCAAGUUAUCUUUCGAUAUUAACGGAUAAUUGAAUUUACAAAUUUACAAUGCUUAAUAGCGAAUUAUUUUUUCUUUAUUAUAUUUAAUAUUUCUUUAUAUAUUUUUAAUAUAUAUUAUUUAUAUAUAUAUAUGUAUGUAUGUAUAGUUUUGAUCGAUUUAAGAUGUUGUAGCCUAUAAGUGCUAAUUAAUUGCAUUAUUCAAGGGAAUAAAUUUUUUCCUGAAUAAUUUGUUGAUUUUUUUAUUAGUAUUAACAUUAUAUAAAUUAUAUAAAAAAAAAAAAAGAAGAAGAAAAAAUAAAAUAUAAUAAAGUAAUACAUGUAUUGAAAAAUAGACAAUGCAACAAUCUAUUAUUAAUGAUCGGAGAAUUUUCUAAAUUCUCCGCAAACAAAAAUUUUGAUUAAUGUCAAUGUCCGAUUUUUUAAUCCUUUUUACAAUGGUAAUCUUGCAAUAUCUUUCAAAGGACUAACAUUUUUUUGCAAUAUUUCUUGUAUAAUAAAUUUAUUUUUUUGUUAGAAUAGAAAAAGAAGAAUGAUCGAUAAGUGUUUGAUCGAAACGCGAAAUUUAUAUAUAUAUAUAUAUAUGUAUAUAAUAUAUACAUAUAUCAUUAUGAAGCUAGUAUUAAAAUGAAUAUAUCUUCUCGUUUAGCAUUUAAAUAAGCGUAAAUCGAUUUUAACAGCGAUUUAUUGUAUCUUGAUUUAUUUUUUUAUUCGUACGAACAAGUAUUAUCUCUUAUUUUUACAUAGUUGCAUUUAUCGUGUACAAUUAAAAAUUUUAAUUCAUUGAAAAUAUCGCAAUUGCAACUUUGUUCCUGUUUUCGAUUAAUUAAUAUACCAAUUAAUAGACAAUGUAAAAAUAUAAUUCAAUAACGAUCAAGUUUUAUUUGAAAUUUUUAUCAUUUAUUGAUAUUGAAUUUUAUCAGAGAACACUUGUUCAACGUUAUUGACAGAACAAUCGAGAUAUUAUUUUAAUGAAACAUACAGAUUGAGAGUGUUGAGCUUUAUUUUUAUUUUCUUUUUUCUUUUUUUAAAACAUCUGUACAAAAUGAUAGAUGAAUAUAGAAUGUUAAAGAAAUGUUGAUCGUAAUGUACACUAUCUUAAUUACAUACAUUGAUAUUUCGUAAGAAAAAAAAGGAAAAAAAAAUUAUAAGAUACAAAGAAAAAGAACUAGUUUAACAGUACAGAAUUACACGGUACAGAAUUUUAUAUGCAGAGAGUCGAUGUGUCAGUGUUAUUGUGUAACGCCUUUAAUAAAUCACAUGAAGAACAAAUUAAAGUUGUUUCUGACCAGACUCACGACUCUGUUCACGUAAGAUAUCCGUCUUUUUAGAUUUUUAUUUAUGUAGCAAUUUUCUGUAUAUAAAAUAAAAUUUUAUUUACAAAGAAGAA